AUGGCUACUCGGACCAACUCUGAAUUACCUCCAUCGCCACAAGAAUAUUCAGAUGGAUAUGAAGUAUUAGAAGAAGAAGUCGAAGAAAAGCGACAACCAGUUAACAACAACGUAGCAAAUAUCUUGGAGAGGCUCAAGUCAUCUGGUGCGUCGAUCAGAAAACCGAAAAAUGAGUUUUACUGUUUCACUUGCAAAGUAGACUUUCCAGACUGGGAAGAAUUAGAGAAUCACCUGAUACAACACGUUUCCCUACCAGCUGUUGUUCUCGACAAACUGCCUUCAGAUGAUGAAGAUGGUCCUCCUUCGGCAGAUGGGAACUGGUCUGAUGAUGAGGAAUCAUCACCCCUCAAAGUACCACUGCAGAAAACUACAAAAAUUAGACAUAUCGCAAAUUCUCAAAAACAAAGGUAUAUCUAUUAA
Molecule: messenger RNA, 420 nt
Organism: Leptosia nina
Lineage: Eukaryota; Metazoa; Arthropoda; Insecta; Lepidoptera; Pieridae
Source: the annotation of a GenBank genome assembly